GCGGCGAGGCAAUUGGACUCGCGCCGUCAAGCUCCGAGAGGUAGUAAUGUGAAUUGUUGGAUUGACGCUGCGCCUUCACCACCAAGUUGAAUUCUUUAAUUUGAUCGCGCAUCCAUUCGCCAGGCUAGACCAGACCAGACCAGACCAGAUUCUAUUCUGAACCCACCAGACCCCUCCUAUCUCAAACUUCUUCGAAUUCCUGUCAUCAUGUCUCUGAUCUAUUUAUGAGUGUCUAAUCGAAGCUCUCUGUGAACUCGAGAUCUCAGUUUGUUUCUUGCUAUGCGUGAACGCUAAGCUUCCAAAUACUCCUGCUGCCUGGACUGGGAUCCCUUUAUUUGCUGGAAUUUUCGUGGAAUGGGCACAAAUAGGUUUCUCACUGUUGUCUUCUUGCUCUUGUUUGUUUCCAAUUCCUCCUCCGCCUUCUCUCUCUUGAAUCUCCGGAAAUUAAUCGGCGGGGUGCCAAACGAUACUACCUCUUCUGUAUCUGAUUCGCCGUUGCCUAGCCCUACUCCGACCGACAAAGGAUCGAAAUCCAGUCCCUUUGAAAAGCCCAAGGGCCCACAAUUGUCAAAUGGUUCGCCAAAAGCAAAUCCGAAUGCCUCAAAGGAUGAGGGUCGCGGUAAAGCUUCUGCUAGUUUUCCCACUCAGAAGCAGCUGGAUAAUGGAGAGUCUCAGCAAGGGAAAGAGGAAUCUGAUGGCAAAGCCGAGUUGCACUCCGGUAGUAAUGGGAGUUGCAAGGGGUCGACUGUGACUUGCACCAUCCAGAACACAAUGACUGCUUGCAUUCAAGGUCUUGAAAGUGGGUCCAAAUCGGUGCUUCUAGUCCAAAAUGAAGGUGAAAGCACACUAAAAGUGACUAUUACUAAUCCAGUUUCUCUGAGGAAUGUCAUGAAUGAUGAUGGAAUCUCCCCAAAAAAAACUAAAACGAUCAAUAUCACUCCGAGUAUUGGCCAAAUCACAAAAAUGGUAUUGAGCACUGGAAACAAUACCUGUGUGCUUGUCAUGGGCUACCCUUCCUCUGAAGGAAACAUUUUCCAGCGUCUCCCUUUGUACUAUAAGCAAGUGACCCCCAUCUAUGGUGCUUAUCUCUCAUUCCUAAUAGCGUUAAUUGUUGGGGGGAUAUGGGUUUGCUGCAAGUUUAGCAAGAGGAGACAACAAGACGCGGUUCCCUAUCAGGAACUUGAAAUGGGAAUGCCCGAAUCUUCUUCAGCUGUUAAUUUGGAGGCUGCAGAUGGUUGGGAUGAUGGAUGGGAUGAUGAUUGGGAUGAUGACAAGGCAGUGAAAUCACCAGGGGGACGGAUGGCAAGCAUCUCGGUGAAUGGCCUAACAGCGAGGUCCUCUAACAGGGAUGGGUGGGAAAAAGACUGGGAUGAUUAGAAUUAUAAGUUUGAGAGAACGGAAGCAAUACUUUUAUAGGAUGGGAAGAUAGACAGCCAAACUUGACACACAGAUAUAGGAGACACUGAAAUUUGAAUGUAAUUUUGUAAUGCCUGUUCUGAUAAAUUCAAUUUCUUAGUCUGUACGAAGACACGGAGUCGUGAGUUAAGUUGCGUAAAGCAGUUUUGGUGGUCUUAGCGAGAGAAGAUGUGUAAAGAGCCCUUCCUAGCGUGCUUAUUUGCAGCGGUUGUAUUGCAUUGUGUUAUGUGAAUGAUGAGAGAUAUGAAGAAUUAGUUGUCAAAGUAA
Diospyros lotus (date-plum) is the source of this 1683-nucleotide messenger RNA. RefSeq lists its product as uncharacterized. Bases 355 to 1377 code for a protein of 340 amino acids. The record is from RefSeq and is a predicted model, not a curated record. NCBI's taxonomy places the organism in Eukaryota, Viridiplantae, Streptophyta, Magnoliopsida, Ericales, Ebenaceae. The transcript has 4 exons.